Molecule: messenger RNA, 294 nt
Organism: Letharia columbiana
Lineage: Eukaryota; Fungi; Ascomycota; Lecanoromycetes; Lecanorales; Parmeliaceae
Exons: 2
Coding region: 1-294 (97 amino acids)
Cellular component (GO): mitochondrial large ribosomal subunit
Molecular function (GO): structural constituent of ribosome
Source: RefSeq, a predicted model, not a curated record
AUGAUCACAAAACAUAUCACCGAAGUGACUUCGAGGUUCAAUCCGUUCACAAAGCCUUCAAAGACCUGUCGAGUCUUUCUAGCGCAUCUACCUGCCAAUGCUAGAAGUACCAUGAAGAUCAAUACCACGGUGCUUGAGCGCAAUAGCCAAGAGCCUAGCUUCUUGAAGCUCAAAUUCAAAGAUGGGAAAGAGAUGCAAUUGGACACCGAGAAGCUGAAAAUAAAUGACGUCGUGGAGGAGGUGGAUCGCCAUUCAAGGGUUUUGAACCGACAGGCAGAUCUGACCGGCAAUUGA